AUGCCGUUGAACUGUAUUUUGGAGGUGGAAUUAUUUGACGAUUGGGGAAUCGAUUUCAUGGGGCCAUUCCCACAGUCCUUUGGGAACUUAUACAUUCUGGUGGCUGUUGACUAUGUGUCAAAAUGGGUAGAGGCAGUGGCUAGCCCCACAAAUGAUGCUAAGGUAGUGAUGAAGUUUCUGCAUAAGCAUGUGUUUACAAGGUUUGAGACUCCAAGGGCUUUGAUCAGUGAUGAGGGAACCCACUUUGUAAACAAAAUAUUGGCUGCCUUGCUAGCCAAAUAUAGCGUCAAACACAAGAUAGCCAUAGCCUAUCACCCCCAGACCAACGGGCAGGCAGAAAUUUCGAAUCGAGAGAUAAAAGGGAUCCUAGAAAAGGUGGUGAACCCAAGCUGCAAGGACUGGUCACAGCGGCUAGAUGAUGCGCUUUGGGCGUACAGGACAGCUUUUAAGACUCCUCUAGGCAUGUCACCUUAUCGCUUAGUCUUCAGGAAGGCGUGUCAUCUUCCUGUGGAGUUAGAACAUAAGGCGUUUUGGGCAUUGAAGAGCUUGAACUUGGACCUCUUAGCUGCUGGUGAAGCCAGAAAACUGCAGUUGAACGAGCUAGAAGAGCUGCAGUUGUUUGCCUACGAAAACGCCAAGCUGUAUAAAGAGAAAACAAAGAGGUGGCAUGAUCAAAGAAUUAAGGAGCGGGUAUUUGAGAAGAACCAGAAGGUCUUGUUGUUUAAUUCCAGGUUGAAACUGUUUCCUGGCAAGCUAAAAUUCUGUUGGUCGGGUCCAUUCACUGUGGUCGAAGUAUAUCCCUUCGGAACUGUCACAGUUAGAGAAGAACAGUCCGGAAGGGAAUUCAAGGUCAACGGGCAGCGGUUGAAGCACUAUUGGGGUGGAGAGGUCGACCGAGAGAAGACCUCUAUCAGCCUAAAGGACGCUUGA
Humulus lupulus (European hop) is the source of this 930-nucleotide messenger RNA. RefSeq lists its product as uncharacterized. Lineage: Eukaryota; Viridiplantae; Streptophyta; Magnoliopsida; Rosales; Cannabaceae. Gene Ontology annotation, molecular function: nucleic acid binding. The record is from RefSeq and is a predicted model, not a curated record. Gene Ontology annotation, biological process: DNA integration. The coding region runs from base 1 to 930 and encodes 309 amino acids. The transcript has a single exon.